Molecule: messenger RNA, 778 nt
Organism: Ipomoea nil (Japanese morning glory)
Lineage: Eukaryota; Viridiplantae; Streptophyta; Magnoliopsida; Solanales; Convolvulaceae
Product: probable LRR receptor-like serine/threonine-protein kinase At3g47570
Exons: 2
Coding region: 71-778 (235 amino acids)
Biological process (GO): protein phosphorylation
Molecular function (GO): ATP binding; protein kinase activity
Source: RefSeq, a predicted model, not a curated record
CAAGGUGCUAAUUGUUUGCUCGUGGUUUGAUCUUCAAGGAAAUGAUUUUAAGGCUAUAGUUUACGAAUACAUGGAUAAUGGGAACCUUGAGAACUGGUUGCAUUAUUUUAGUCCCCAAGAGAAUUCCCAGAUUGAAGACAAGAGGAUGUUAAGUUUUGUUGAAAGGUUAAACAUUCUCAUUGAUGUGGCCUGCGCUUUGGAUUAUCUUCAUAAUGAUUGUGAACCUGCAAUAAUCCAUUGCGAUCUCAAGCCGAGUAAUGUUCUCCUGGAUAAGAACAUGACUGCACAUGUUAGUGAUUUUGGAGUGGCAAAAUUUGUACAACAAAGGAUUCAAAGCUCUUCAAAAAAUCAUAGUUCUGUAGGAUUACAAGGAACUAUUGGUUAUGCACCUCCGGAAUAUGGUAUGGGAAGCAAGCCAUCAAAAGCAGGUGAUGUAUAUAGCUUUGGCAUACUAAUCAUAGAAAUGUUCACUGGGAAGAGACCUACGGAUGAAUUGUUCAAAGACGGCUUAACCCUUCAUAGCUACGCUAAGGCUGGUUUAGCCGACAGAGAAGUGGAGAUUGCAGAUUCAAAAGUACUCCAAGAAAGAGAUGAACAAAUACAAAUGAGGAAGAAUAUUGGGAAAUCCUGCGAGGAGAAGGACAAAUAUGAUGUGUGCUUAGUUUGUAUGAUCAAAGUUGGGGUUGAUUGUUUUGUGGAAUUCCCAGCAGAUAGAAUGAAGAUUCGUGAUGUUGUUGGUGAAUUAAAUAAAGCAAGGAAAUUCUUCUUCAUGCACUGA